CAUAACGUAUACUAUACGUAUACUAUAAUUUUCACUCUCCGUCUUUUACAACAAACAAGAGAGCACCGGAGAGUAUUCUUUAGUUUUCCGGUUUCUGUAGGUUAAGAAAAAUAAGGAGGACAUUUGGGCAACUGACACAAAUGAAUAUUAAUCUGAUAGUGAAUCUCUUAUGAACCUCUUGAUGGAAAAAGCAUUUGGUUAUGAAUGGAUUUGAAGAGAAAUAAUUUGAUUUUAAAGAAAAACUAUAAUGAUUUUUCAAUAAGAGACAUUUCGGUGAGACUUACACCUAUAUCAGAGCAAUUGAAAAAAACAAAAGUAAACAUACAUUGUCUUAAAGAUUCUUAUAAUAAGAAGAGACGCAGAUAUUUUUGGAAAUUUGGAAAUUACAACCGUGAGAAUAAUCUCAAACGUAAGUUAAUUCAGACUAAAAAAACGAAAGAAAAUACGAAAUCUACUAUUGAAGUUACAUCAAAAUCAAAUACAGAUAAGAUGGAUAGGCACAUACACUUACAUGAGCAAUCAUGUGAAGAAGAUAAAAAUUCGUAUGUAGAAGAUACAGAGACGGAUGAUGAAAUUUUUACUUUGUCGACACAUGAAGCAGAGAGUGAAGAAGACUCAGAGUCUAAUGACGAAUCUGGCGUGUCUGCACGUACUUUAUCAUAUGACUUUCAUCGGAAGAUUAUUAGAUCACUGUCAUCUAACGUUGCAGCAAAUAAAAAAACAAGCGGCAAUUCUUUAUCGUCACUUUCUUUAAACAAUGGAAUACAUAAAAAUAGGCAUAAGCAGAAUGAUAAAACUUUUGUGUCUAAAUAUGACUUGUUUCAAAACAAAACUGAAAAACUAUUACCAGAAAAACUGAUGCGUAAACAGCGGAAACACGAUUCCACAAAUUUUAUACAAAAACGGUUAAAUAAGUGGAAGUUUAAAAGAAAGGCUUCACUUGAUGAAGAAUCAUCAAGUGAGCUGCCUGUACCAAAGAGAAGAUGUCAAAAUAUUAUAUUUGUUUCAUCUGAUAGUGAAGAUAAUGAAAAUACAACUACAAGUAAUGUAAAAGUGCUCUGUGAUGGUGAUCCAAGAAAGCCUCAUUCAUCUCAUGAAAGACUGAAUCAAGAAGAAUCGCAAACAAGCAUACAGAUUACUCAAGAGGCACGGAUUAUUUUGACGAAAUUAGAGCAGUUGAAUGACGCAAAUGCUAUUAAAUGGCGAGAGAAGAAAAUGAAGAAUGCUUCCAAGAUGAUUAUAUCUCAGCCACUAGUAGAAGAACAAAUGGAUAAAUCAAAAGUAAUUGAUAGUAAUGAAGAAGUAUCAGAACGUAACAAGAGUUUGCACGUUGAGGUUGAAAGUCCAAUUACUUUGAAACAGAUCUAUCAAAACGAUAGAUUAAUUUCGUCAGAAAACGCUUGUCUAACAGAGAAAAAAGAUAAAACAUUACAGUUGAACAAUCACAGUAAUUUAUCAAACAUGAGGAAGCUAAGGAAGAAAUACAAAUUAUUUAAAAGCCCUAAGGUUCUAAUGAUAGAACUGAAGAAUUUACAAAGUUCUUCCAAGAAUGGUAGAUAUUCAGCUACUGAGAUUGAUCGCUUAACGAUUAAAUUUAUUAACUCUGUGAUACAAUCUAGUUCCUUAUCUAAGUCUAACAAAUCAUUGUAUAGAUAUGUGCACAGAAAGCAAAACAUGACAAACAUUGCUCGCACAGGGGAUGAUGCAAGCUCCAGCAUGUGUGCACAAAGGAUAGACGAGAGUUUUAAACGAUCGGAUAAAGAAGGUGCAACGAAAGACACUCAAGUCACGAACAACAGCGACACGAAUGCAUUUAAGAUUCGUAUAAAUUGUAAAUCCAUGUCUAUUAUUCCACCAAGUCCAAAUAAUCUCUCAUCGUUAAACACAUCGAAAAAGAAGAGUAAUUCGUCGCAGAAAACACUGCGUGAGAUAUGGCAAAAUGCAUUUCUAAAAGAAAAGUUGCCAGGAAAAUCGGACCAGCAAUCCACUUCGUCGCACUCAACGAUGGCAGCAACUUCCUUUACGCGAAACUCAUCGAAGAAAUUAACGGAUACAGAACAUAAAAGUGUUUCUAGUGUUCCAGCUUCCAUACCUACAUCUUCCAAACAAAACAAUACAUCGACCGCAUCUCGUGAAAAAUGUGCUUCUUCGAGGAAGCAAGAAACAUCAUCAAAGUCAACGAGAUCCAAAUCUGAAUUGUCUUUCACCGAUACAAAUUCUUCCGGUACCGCAAACAUUAAAGAAACUAUAGAUAAGACUUUACUUCAACAUAAAGACAGCACUGUGAAAAGUUCGGAAAAAGUCGGUGUAACUAAAAACGUCUUCAGGUGCAACGUGUGCAACGUUCAUUUCGAGAACUACCGACAGCUGCAGAUACAUGAAACAAAUUGUAACAAUAGGCCUUUAGUGAAGACGAGAUCGAUUGAACCGAACCCUUCGGUUAGCAACGUGUCGAAACUCGCUAUGGAUCAAGUCAACAAGCACGAAUCGAGGAAGUCGACAUUGUCGAGAUCACUACAGCAUUCUUCCGUCAAGGAUAAGGAAACAAAGUUGCCCUCAAAUAAGAUUGAUCAAUCUCUUGGCUUGAAUAAACCGAAAAUUACCUCAUUCUCUUCACCGAAAGCAAGCACCGAAACUUUGUCGGUGAGAAAAAUCAAGAUCAAAAAAUGUUUGUUAACCAAAUUGGAUCUAGACGCGCAAAGUAAAGAAAAACUUCAAAAUACUUCUGUCGGAAGUGUCGGUAGCGUACAGUUAAAGUGCCCCGUUUGCUCUAACGUCUUCAAGAAUUAUGUACAGUGCUACAAUCACUUGAAGAAACACUCGAAUUUAAAACUUCGAAAUGCGCAUGAAAAUUACAAGAUGCAGUCUGUGGGCAAUAAAAAUAAUGAUAAGAAUACGGAGAAUUCGAAGAUAGCCGAAGUAAGUUCAGAAAAAAGCGCCAAUGUAAUCGCCAUCGAUGAGCAAGAGAAUAUAAAUAAACUACACGCGGUACCUCGCGUUCACGACAAAGUGUUAAACUCACCGGAAACGGAGAGCACGACGAAGCGAGAAGAACAGACGCUUUCUGCAGCGAGCAGUGCCGAGGGUGAGAAGAAAGGCCACUUCAAGAUCUGCGAGUGCCACAAGACCGCCAAGACGAACGAGACCAACAUUCAGAUCGAGAUAGUGAUAUCGUGCGACGUUUGUAUGACACUGUUUCGACGUCACGAUUGCUUCGAGGCGCACUAUAAGCGCUCGAAGAAAUGUAUAAAGAAUCGAAAACUCGGUAGAAAGCCGACGAUUCUCUGCGGCAAUUGCCACGAGACGUUCGACAGCGUACAGAUAAUGUGGCAUCACCUGAAGACGUGGAGUCCCGAAAUCAAGGGGAUCUUUUCUUGCAACAUAUGCAAGGUGAUGUUUCACGGACCCGGGCCGCACUUUUACAACCACUUUCACAACCACGUGUCGAAGCCGCGCUUCCUGGCCAGCCGCGUGUCGUUUCCGAAACGUUCUUACAUCGGCGUGAAACUUGUCGAGCUGCCGACCGCGGACAGCACCGCUGCAUGGGAAACUUACAUCGAGAUAGCCGACUACGUGUGCGAGAGGUGUAAUGCGCCCUUCGUCGUGAAGCCGGAUUUACUGGCGCAUGAGAAGAUCUGUCAAAGCAAGAAUGUGAAUAUUUUGUUAAUCUGCGGCUUCUGCAGUAAGACAUUCUAUGACAAAAAAUUCUUCGAACAGCACUCGUUGGAGCACAAGACGAAGCAAGACAUUCAUUCGCGUGCAUCUCGCGUGGCCGUCACCGCCCUCACAAGUGUGUUCAUCUGCAAAGUGUGCAUGGCCAUGUCGAAGUCUCGAAAGAUGUUCGAGGAGCACUGGCUGACUCACGGCCCGCUGCAGGAGGUUUACGUCUGUUCUCAGUGCAAGAAUCACUUCGACACCGUCGACCUGUUCCAGGAACACGCGAUCACACACAUGAACAGUAGCAAGAAGCAGUCGAUCACGUGCAAGGUGAUCUUUCGCGACGUCGGCAAUCAGAAUUUUGAAAGGAAUUCGCAGGACGCCGUCUUGGGCGGCGAAGAUCCAUCUCGCGCGAAUUCGGAUUGUUUCACGAGAGAGCAGUCGGCUGGGAGUGUCGCGAGUAAUGAGUCGCGCGAGGAAUCAUCGGCGGCUCCCACAUCGCUAAAUGUACUCGGUAAGAUGAUCGACAAGAUGGCGAAGAACAUCGCGAGCAAAAGCGGCAGAGACAUGCCGCAGAUCGCCCCGACGCCAUCGCAACGUGCGGGGAAACAUAAUAGCAGGGCCUGUGCGGAGGAUUGCUCGAAUAAUGUUACAAACAAGAGUAACAGGAGUAAAUUGGAGAAUUUACUCGCUAGCUCGGAAAAGAAGAAACUGACGAUUAUGUCAGAGAGUGAAGAGAGUGUGAGCGAGAUCCAAAAAUAUAUUGAGUGCUCUGGCAAACUCGCACAAGAAAACGCUGCGAAGUCCAAUUUUGCCGUGAUUUCCGAUGAGCAGGAACUUUCAAACGAUCUGACUCUGAUGAUUCUUGAAACCUCCAGCAUCGCGAGCGAAAACUCAAAUUCUAACGAAAACAAUAACAAAAAUCCUUCGAGAGAAUCAGUGAGACAACUGGACGGAAAUAUAAAUGUUCUCGAAGAUAACGAGACAUCUGUCGGCGACAAGAAUAUCGAAUUCUCAACGACGACGACGACGAUGAUGACGACAACGACAACGACGACGGCGGUGACAACGCCGACGACAGGGGAUGAUCAUGCAAUCAAGAGUAGCGUGGGAUCACGCGAUCAAGAGAGCCCAAGUCGUCCGGCAGCUUCAAAUGCAAACGAUUCGAAUAAAAAUUCCGAGAAAUUGUUGCCGGAAAAUGUUAUGAGCGUCGUGCCCAAGUCCUUUUUGCGCGUGAAAUCCUUGAAAGAGCUGCAAGCACUGACAAGCCCUCGCCACCAAUGCCAUUUAUGCGACUUGCAGUUCGAAUCUCCUACCAAAUUGAACCAACACUCUCAGACGCACGUGUCGAUGACUCAGCAGAAUGAUCAAACACGUUCGCUCAACAAUACGCGGCCAAAGCCGGAAUUUGAUCCUUCGCUUGUGUCCAUGCAAGUCCAGAGCCGUCCUCUUUACUCGACGAUGUGCAGCAACGCGCCUCUGCCUAACAGCACAUCUUCGUCUGGCGGCAUACUUUUAUCUCAUGACGCGCCUGUCAACUCGCAGUCACUCAACCAAAAGGUCAACCAAAAGGUCAACCAAAAGGUUAACCAAAAGAUCAACCGAAAGAUCAAGCAACCCAAACGCUUAGCAAACGCGUUCACUAACGCGUACGGCGCGUCAGCGAACAAUCCUGCAAAAGUCUCAUCGAGUAGAGCCCAGAACCAGAGCGGAUUCCAAUCGUUAAUGCCAGCGAGUAAUUCUGUUUCCGCGCCACAGCAAUUAAGGCAGUCGCAGCAAUUGCAGCAACCACAGCAACCACAGCAGAGGCUACAGACGCCAGUCUAUCAUCAAAACUUGCCGUACUGCAUCGCCCAACCGGUAAAUCGAACUGGCCAACUUCUUCAGCAGCGACAGCAGCAGAACAUCGGCACUGCGAAUGUCAAACUGUUCACGCAGGCCGCUUAUCAAGCAGCCAAGCCGCUGUAUUUGCAGCAACAGCAGCAAAAGCAGGUAAACGAUCUUGACUACUUAAUGAACAUGUCUCACUCGAUGGCAUCGAACAACAUGAUGCCAAUGAACUCGGGCAACGUUAUGUACCUGCCUCCAAACACGAUGCAGCAGACACCGAGGGACCCGAGGAGCUGCUUCUCAUACUAUCCGAACUUUUAAGGUUACCGAAACAAGUUUAGAAGUUUUACACAAGUAUUCACUGAAGCACUGGCACGCAGUUGUCACACAACAACUGUGUCUUACGUGCUUCGGCUGUUGAUAAUGAUUACGUUCUGCACGUGAGAUAAAUUAUUCAAUUUUUGCUGCUGACUAGCCGCAGAAAAGAAUUUUAUAUCAAAUAUCACUAUGAUACGACAGUAGCCGCGGAUUAUAAAAGCAAUUAUGAGUUUAAAUACUGUGGCCAUUAUAUGAAAAACAUGGUAAAAAUUUGUAUUCAGUCCGCGGCUGCUUCUGUACAGAGUAAUUUUUUAUAUAAAAUUUUCUCCGUGUGUUUAAAGCAACGCCCGGAACACCUACAGUUUAGUCUUUGCGACUGAGAUAUAAGUCUGUAUUCUAUUUGUUAAUAUAUGUAUAUUAAAUUUUCAAUUAGAAUUUCAGUAUAUUUAAUCCAAUCGCGAGCGCAAUUGAUACAAUUGAUACAAUUGAUACCUUUAAAAGCUGUAUAUAUAAUAUAUAUAUAAUCUAACUGAUAUAUAUAACAAUACUCCAACUGAAAAAAAU
Molecule: messenger RNA, 6369 nt
Organism: Linepithema humile (Argentine ant)
Lineage: Eukaryota; Metazoa; Arthropoda; Insecta; Hymenoptera; Formicidae
Product: serine-rich adhesin for platelets-like
Biological process (GO): regulation of transcription by RNA polymerase II
Cellular component (GO): chromosome
Molecular function (GO): chromatin insulator sequence binding
Source: RefSeq, a predicted model, not a curated record